AUGCAAACAGCUGCUAAUAAUAAUGAAAACACAUAUUACUCACAAGAUAUAUCUGGCUUACCAUUGAACACUAUCUCAGACUUAAAUGAAUUUAAUCAGAAAUUAUCUGAAGAUGAAACAUUUCGUAAUAAUUUGAUAAAUCAACUAACAUAUAUAGGAGACAAACAUUUUAAAGCAAUGAUAAAAAGGAUAAUGGCCAAACUCUUUACUGAUGAACUCUUAAAAUUGCUUUCAUAUUCUGGCAAAAAAGGAAAGGAAAAACAAAAUUUUCCCACCAAAUGA
This is a messenger RNA of Macrosiphum euphorbiae (potato aphid), 282 nucleotides long. The record is from the annotation of a GenBank genome assembly. Lineage: Eukaryota; Metazoa; Arthropoda; Insecta; Hemiptera; Aphididae.